CGCUAAAUUGUUCUUACAAAAUUGAUUGCACAAACUCACACAUUUGAGCAACGUCUUCAAAUUAGCAACAAGGUGAAAUCAAAGCUAGGAAUUGCAAUGUCGGAAUCGACGACCGCAACAAUCGGCUCCAUAGUACAAUCGACCACAAUCCAAACACAACCAGAUCUGAAGCCAUGGCAACGCAUCGAUUGGGGCUCCUGCGCCCAGGCCCGCCUCUUUCGCGAUUGGGGCAUGUACUACACACGAAAGUUGCUCAAUAAAAAGGCGCUCGAGUGCUAUGGCCGGGCAUUGGCCAUUUGCAAGGGCAACGAUGUGCCCAUGGGGCCGACCUGCGUGAAGCCCCAUCCCCGUCAAACGCGAAACGAGCGCAUCUGCUAUGAUAAGAUGACCGGCGCCUGUAGUGACGACUUCCGCACGCUAGCCAGACGGAGUCACACCUGGCGAGCCAUUGCCCAGUCCGAGCGCUCGGUCCAAGACGCCCAGUUGGCCAAGAUGUUGAUGCACGAGAGCAGCAGCGUUAAGGAGCGCGCUGCUGCAACACUCGAAGAGUGCGAUGCACUCUACUGUGCCAAUCGCUAUGAGGAUAAUCUGAGAACUAUUUAUACUGAAGCGCGCCAAAUAUCGGGCAGAAAUGUUGCUGAUCUCCUCGAGCUCAGGCGACAGCGGACACUAAGUGUGUUCAAUGAUGCUCUUGGUGAGACUCUGGGCCCCUUUAUGCACGAAAAUAUGGGGGCCAUACAAGAGGUGGUACGCCAACGUCGCGCCGCCGAGUCCUUCGUCCAACGUCCGCUCUGGAAAGUGCUGAAGGAGCAGAAUCGUUGCGAUGUGCAGAGCAUAAUGGACAAGGAGGUCACAUACAUAUCGCCGCUAGAGCGUGCACGUCGUCGCUUGUACAACAAUGUGUUCAACUAUCAGUAUUUGGGUCGUAGUGCCUACGACGUGGCCCUAUUGCGUACCCUUCGCUCCGAUCAGAACUUUGUCAAUCCGCUGCUCCGGGAGUCGGCACCCAUUCUGCGUGAUCUCAGCAUAAAUAACUAUGCGACUGUGCGCAAGUUUAUGAAAAUGAUGCACGCACGCACGCCACUCUAUUGUCGAAACUAUCGAAAGUGUCGUGGGAAGAGUUUCUGUGAAAAGAAUCGCGAAAAUUAUCUGUUUCGUGUGGAGAACCAAACGAGACGCGACUGUUUCCGUAUAUUGCGUGAGGUUCGGCAGCUGAGGCGCGAGGGCAACAUCGAUCGUCUCACCAGCUAUGUGAACGAUAUUAUGGCCAAUUAUAUUGCGCUUAAGACGCAACGCAUACUCCCCUGGAAAUUGGAGUUCAUUAACGAGGUUUACAAUACAUUGGCGCUGGCCCAUGUCGAUCGAUGUGCUCUGCCCAAGAAUGUUGACUUGCUUGAUCCGAAGAAUCGUGGAAUCCUCUACUUGCUGCCACCGGAAAAGAUUAAGGAAACACAUUUUUUCUUUGGCGGUCCCAAUGUCUACAAUGAAAUGGCCAAAGAUGAGGAAACGCACAAGCGUGCAACCCAGCGAAUCGAUUUGCUGGAAGCGCGCUAUCGCGGCACACGCUAUCCUGUUGAGCGUACGUUUUUGUGCUUCGAAAUCGGUCGGAGUUACCUGCAGGAGCUUCGCUUUGACAAGUGCAUGAUUAUGGCACGCAAAGCGAUUGCGGAGUCGCGUCACUGCAACAGCACUAUUUGGCGAUUCAAUAGCACAUUUCUGGUGUGUCAGGUGCAUGCGGCGCUCAAUCGGCUGGAACGUCUUAGGGAGUCCCUCGUUAAGGCCACUAUAUUGGCGAAUGAGCUCAAGUCUCCCGAGCUGGCGGCCUACUUAAAAAUUUGCUCGAUGGUCAACGAUCAUGAGUUGGAGACACGGCGUAUGCGUUUCUCGGAUCAGAGUGUGCGAAAGCCUCGUCGAAAGGGACGUACGUCCACGGCUCUUUCCAACCGGGGAGCUAGCAGCACCUCUAUAGGUACCACCAGCAGUCUAUCGUAAUAAUUUGCAGCUGGCAACGCUGCCGCCAUCUCUUUGACAGUUGGCAAUGCUGUUGUUAUAAGCUGGCAAUGCUGUCGAGCAGCAACAACAACAUUAACUAAAUCAAUAAGAGUGGCAAUGAAAAACUGUAUCAUUACAGUAUCUGUUCACGAAUAUUGAUUUUAUUAUUGUUGUUAUUGUUCGCUUUGCGGCAUUUCUUAAAAUUUUAGUUUACCACGUCUUUUUACGAAAACAACAAUACUUUUAGACCAUUUUUUUUUUAUCAUACAAGUAAGCAGUGCUUUUUUGGCCCAAUCAAAAUAUUUACUGAUUUAAAUAACAUGUUUAAUUAAUUUUGUAUUUUUUUCUCCCCUCUCUCUCUCGUUUUAUGAAUUGUAAACAUUA
Scaptodrosophila lebanonensis is the source of this 2376-nucleotide messenger RNA. RefSeq lists its product as uncharacterized. Lineage: Eukaryota; Metazoa; Arthropoda; Insecta; Diptera; Drosophilidae. The transcript has 5 exons. The record is from RefSeq and is a predicted model, not a curated record. The coding region runs from base 97 to 1992 and encodes 631 amino acids.